CAGGGGGAAACCUGCUCAUCCCACAUCUCACCCUCUCUCUCCCCAAAUGCUUGCCAUUGAUUGCUUGACUCCUUGUCAUGCAUUAUGCGCAGCCGACAAGCAAGUCCGGGACCCACGAUGACCACGUCCCCGAACCCCACGACUCCAAGUUCUCUCGAGCCUCAAAGAUAUCGGCCGACCUAGGUUUCCACGUCCCAGAUCACUUUUUAUCCGAUAUCAUCCCUCUACCCGACCCGAAACUUGACUACGUAGCCCAUCACGCGCAACGUGAUCGAACGCUACGUUUGCUCAUCCGACGUUACACAAACCAAGUUCAGUAUGGCUGCAGGAAUGUCAAUUGCGCCACCCCGACAUGCCUAAGCUACAGAAAGAGGAACUGUGCAAGUCCCUUGAGACGGUACACUGAUGUGUCUGCCCGUGCCUUGGCCUGCCAUUUGAUCGAUGACUUUGUAAAGUCUGGAGCCGAUGCCCGCGGUGGCUUGUGCCAGAACGACCCGGUGGUGCCCUGGUAUGAAGAUCCUGCAUUGUCUAAAAAGAGACGGAGCAAUGUCGAGAGGCAUGCGCGCCUCCCUAGCAAUGCCUCUGAGAACGGUCAUGCAGCAAAGUCAUUUCCUUCAUCCAACACCCAUCGUCUUAAGGACACCCGGAAGCUUUCGCCCUUAACCGAACACCCCAUGCGGAGAUCCAGCCAGGAGGACAUUGUCCAGGCAGGAAGACGACUACGCAACCCAGACAUGUCUACUGGCGCAACCCGGCUCAAUAUGGAUCAUGCUUCUGAUCCCCUGAGUCUGCCAGCCGACGACCUGAAAGAACUCGAUACAUCGACUCUUGAUACCCUGCGCCACGCCCAAUCUUUUGAUCAUGCCACGAUUUCGCCUCCUGCAAAAACAAAGGAUCUUGCCUCCUUCACUCAGACACUUUUUGACUUGCUACCUCUACGAAUGCUUAAUUGGCUACCCAGCGUUAAACCGAUGGCUACACAACAACCUCCCCAAUCGCACGAGCACACCUCUGCCCAAUCCUCAAUCGGGGGCGCUGAAGACAAGGCUCCCACACAUGACUUAAAACAGGCCAAUGUUGAUGAAACUCAACCAUGCAAACUUCAAGCCAAGCAGCACGAGUUAGCCCCCACAAUGACUGCCGCCUGUCCACCGACGUAUACCCUUCGAAACCUCGAAUUCGGCCACCUUGUGUGGCUACAAUCAUUUACCAAGUCCUCGAGCUCGCAGGGAACAUAUGAUCGACAAGUUCUUCCUUUUCUUCAGCAGAGUCUCAUCUACUGUUUGAGUGACCCGGAAAGAUUAGUCACGACUGUCAAAACCUUGCAGGCCACUUAUGGACGAUCCACGCAAUCAACCCGACCUGACGACCUCAACCAAGUUGAGGAAGUGAGCCAAGGGGAUAUCGACCCUACGCCUAGCAAAGAUGCCCCUAAGUCGCUACUCCGUCGCUCUCUCCCCACCCCAUGGCCGGCAUUCAAGUCCUCAACAAGGACCGAAGUCAAGUCGCUGGUAAAGUCUCUUGCUCAUCUGGACCAACUAGAACAGCGGGAUUUGGUCAUCAACAGCAUAUUUACUGCACUGCAGUAUUCGUAUGCUCUUCCCACUUGGCUACAAAAAAGCACCCGCUUGAGUAGUCCUGCUUGCAGUACCGGCGGUGAUCGGUCGCCCAAACCAGCAAAGCGUUUCAACCUUGAUAAUGCGACGAAAUCUGCGAGCUUGGACAUCUUGCACAACAUUUUGUCGCAAGAUAUUGAGAAUCCACGGCCCGCACUGAAAGAUAUUCAGGUCUGCGAGUUGUGUUUAGUGGGGUUGAUGACAAUCGCCUCGUUGAUAACAGCUGACAACUACUGGGCUCACAAGUUCACCUUUACUCAGCUCAGAAUUCUCCGCAAUAAAGAUCGUGCUCAUUCGCACUGGCCCAAGCUGGCGAACAGAGGUCCCGAAAGUUAUAGCACAGAUGUCUUACGGUUUGCCGGUCUCAUGAUCAGAUCUAUCGAUACAUUUGAUGAUUGGAAUAUUCUGCGCUUACUCAAGGCAGUCAUGGAUGUCAUCAGUCAUCGACUCACAGUGUCCAAGUGGGCCGCCGCCGUCAAGGGCGCGAAUUUGCCAAAAGAGAGAAAGACAACAAUUGUCGAUCUUCUAGUUGCACGCCUAGACAGAGUUGCUCUGACAGAUGAUGAGAGUGACUAUGGCGACUCGCUUAGCUGGAUGGGAACCGCCAUUGUUGAGAUGGUUAGAACGGUUAUGCUGAGAAUCUGGGAUCGGAAACCCGUCAUUCAGCGUGCUGGCUCAGUCAGCGGCGCCCUGGAACUCUUGGCCGGUAUCUACAGGGCUCGAUUGUCGUUGAACUUGGACGAACAAGUCUUCACAAUGCCUUUCAUUGCCGACAGUUUUGACGAUAUUGCUAUGCCAAAUGACUGGUUGGCGUUUCGACCCGACACUCGGCAGACACACUUGCUGUCCUUCUCUUUCCUCUUCGAGCCGGCGACACUGGUCAAAUAUUUCCGAGCCAUCAACGUUGAAAUCAUGCGCAAAUCACAUGAGCAGGCUACCCUCGUUUAUACUGAAACUAGGCAUUUCAUGUCGGCCUCAUCCAUCCCGUUGUACGGCGGAAAAGAGAUUCUUUCGCAUCUACGCCCCCACAUGGCAAAAUAUUUCGUCCUCACGAUUCGGCGGGACGACAUCUUGAAAGAUGCAAUCGAUCAAAUUUGGCACAGGGAACGCAUGGAGUUAUUGAGACCCCUACGCGUCCGGCUAGGCCAAAAUGAAGGGGAAGACGGCUUAGAUCAUGGCGGUGUGCAACAAGAGUUCUUUCGCGUGGUGUUUGCGGAAGCUUUAGACAAAAACUUGGGCAUGUUCACCAUCGACGAUACCACUAGGAUGGCAUGGUUUCAGCCUGGCUCCCUGGAACCGCUCUACAGCUUCGAAGCCUUGGGCGUUCUCAUGUCCGUGGCUGUCUACAACGGUAUCACAAUCCCUGUCACCUUUCCUCUGGCAUUCUAUCGCAAACUGCUCAAUCUCAAGGCCAAAAGUCUUGAUCAUAUCUCUGACGGCUGGCCAGAAUUGACCAAAGGUUUGAGGACGCUACUAGAAUGGUCAGAUGGGGAUGUAGGUGAUGUGAUUGCGCGGACAUACGAAUUCAGCUACGAGGUAUAUGGAAGCGCUGUCACUAUCGAUUUAUCGCGUGUUGGGCGUGAGGAUCCUUGGCCGCAGUUGCAUGGUGUAAAUGGCACCAGCGCCCUCAAGAAGCGAACUAAAUCUACUUCUUUUGAACUUCCACCUCCUACAAACCGAUUCGGACCCACGCCUCAUCUGUCUCCUCCUCACCAAUGCACUCUUGACACUGGGCUGGCUCAUGUUUCCCGGGCUGCUUCACUGAACCUCAAAGGCUGUGGCACUCCUAACAGUCUCGAAGAGUCAGACAUGCCGACAUCUCCACAAGAUGAUGAGGCGCCACUUGUGACGAACGCAAAUCGCGAACAGUACGUUCUCGAUUACAUAUACUGGCUCGUUCACAAAUCCGUUGCUCCCCAGUUUACUGCCUUUGCCCGAGGGUUUUACACAUGUCUGGACCGCAAUGCUUUGAGCAUCUUCACUCCUGAAGCACUCAAGCUGGUGAUCGAAGGGCAUUCGAAAAUCGAUAUCAACGAGCUGGAGCGCACAGCGACUUAUGACGACUUUGAACGGGACUCGGAAUACAUGCACUGGUUUUGGGCCAUUGUCCGCAACAUGUCACCCGAACAGCACAAACAUCUGCUCGAGUUUGUGACCGCAAGUGAUCGUGUUCCCGUCAAUGGUCUGGGCAGUGUGACGUUUGUGAUCCAGAAAAAUGGCGACGGUGAUGUGGAUGGGAGGCUGCCGAGUAGUAGUACCUGUUACGGCCGCCUGCUGUUGCCGGUGUACAGACAGCGGGCGGUCUUGGAAGAGAAACUGACCAAAGCCAUAGAGAAUCAUGUAGGCUUUGGCAUUUUGUGAUGCAGAAUCAGGAAGAAAAUUCCGUGGUUCCUUUUGCAACCAAUGGCUGCGCCUUGGAGAUGGAAAUGCAGACUCAGUGGCCUUUCACUCGCUAGGUCUGGUCAUACACUGAGUGCGAGUGAACUAGUAUAGAGUGGGCUCUGGUGGAGACCUGUGGCUUUUGUUUUGUUUAAUGAAGGAAUGAACUAGCUCAGCCUCGUUUUUCUCACUGCUAGGGUUGUUCUCCGACCGAGUGAUAUUGGACGUGGUGACUUUCUUGAACAUUCGAGGUUUUGUGGGGCAGUCUUCUGUGAAAGUAGAAGCCACUCCGUCGAGAUUCGGGCAGAACUAAUCCUUCUGGUUCAUCAACACCCAGAAGACAAUAGUGGUGAU
Messenger RNA from Exophiala mesophila, 4349 nucleotides. RefSeq lists its product as uncharacterized. Gene Ontology annotation, molecular function: ubiquitin-protein transferase activity. The coding region runs from base 78 to 3977 and encodes 1299 amino acids. The transcript has a single exon. Lineage: Eukaryota; Fungi; Ascomycota; Eurotiomycetes; Chaetothyriales; Herpotrichiellaceae. The record is from RefSeq and is a predicted model, not a curated record.